Messenger RNA from Peromyscus californicus insignis, 9561 nucleotides. It is a transcript of the gene Usp13, whose product is annotated as ubiquitin specific peptidase 13. Gene Ontology annotation, biological process: protein deubiquitination. Gene Ontology annotation, molecular function: protein binding; cysteine-type deubiquitinase activity; zinc ion binding. The record is from RefSeq and is a predicted model, not a curated record. Bases 678 to 3251 code for a protein of 857 amino acids. The transcript is spliced from 21 exons. Lineage: Eukaryota; Metazoa; Chordata; Mammalia; Rodentia; Cricetidae.
ACUGGGGACCUUGAGUCAUACAGGAGAUACUGUAAAGCAGAGAAAAACAGACACCCUUAUCCUGAAAGGGGAGGGUAGAUCCCGAUGGCCCCUCCCCUUGCAACAUAUAAGAAAACUAUAUAUUUUCGCAAGAAAAUAAUAUAUACCUCUCCCCUCUCUAGGCCCUGUUGGAUCCUAGUGUCUUUUAUGGAGCUUUGAAUGUUAAAAAGUAAGGAGCAAGGAAGAGCCUGAGAAUGAGGCAACACUAGAGUCCCACCCACCCCUUCCUGAUCUAUGGGGGAGGUCGCGCUGCGUACCGCUUUUUGUGCGGGCUUCCCCGGACCUAGUCCUGGGCAGUUGGGGGUUGCAUCCCCGAGGUGGGACCCACCGCGGGCCGGGCUGCGUGCUAGGGGACCCCUGGACCUCCCCGGCUCCGAUUCCUGCGUCCCCACCUGCUCGGCAUCCCCCUCCCCGGUGCUGCGGCUGGCGCGCGCCCCGCCUGACGCUGCAGCUGGGCCGGCGACUCGCCAUUGGAUUAAAAAUAGCAGCGCCCGCCCGCCAGCCCGCCCGCCGGGGCAGGGGCCGAGCCUCCCCAGCUGGAGUCGAUCCUCAACCGGAGCGGAUCUCCAGCCUCUGCGCCCGGGGCCGGCUCUCCCGCUGCGCCGCGCUUCUUCCCAGGCCCGCUGCGCUCCGCGGCCAUGCAGCGCCGGGGCGCCCUGUUCAGCGUGCCGGGCGGCGGCAGGAAGAUGGCUACAGGGGACCUGGGCGAGCUACUGGUGCCGCACAUGCCCACGAUCCGCGUGCCCAGGUCGGGGGACCGCGUCUACAAGAACGAGUGCGCCUUCUCCUACGACUCCCCGAACUCUGAAGGUGGACUCUAUAUAUGCAUGAAUACAUUUUUGGCCUUUGGAAGGGAGCACGUUGAAAGGCAUUUUCGAAAAACUGGACAGAGUGUGUACAUGCACCUGAAAAGGCACAUGCGAGAGGUAAGAGCAGCAUCAGCUGGAGCCUUACCCAAAAGGAGGAAUUCCAAGUUAUUUUUAGAUCUAGAUUUGGAUGACGAUUUAAAUAGUGAUGAUUAUGAAUAUGAAGAUGAAGCCAAACUUGUUAUAUUCCCAGACCAUUAUGAAAUAGCCCUUCCAAACAUCGAGGAGUUGCCAGCCUUGGUAACAAUUGCAUGUGAUGCAGUGCUCAGCUCAAAGUCGCCUUAUAGGAAGCAGGAUCCAGACACGUGGGAGAAUGAACUGCCAGUAUCGAAGUAUGCCAGCAAUCUGGCCCAGCUGGACAACGGGGUCAGGAUUCCUCCCAGUGGCUGGAAGUGUGCCCGGUGUGACCUGCGGGAGAACCUCUGGCUGAAUCUGACUGACGGCUCUGUUCUGUGUGGGAAGUGGUUUUUUGACAGCUCAGGGGGCAAUGGCCAUGCACUGGAGCAUUACAGAGACAUGGGCUAUCCUCUGGCCGUGAAGCUGGGCACCAUCACACCCGAUGGGGCAGAUGUUUAUUCUUUUCAAGAAGAGGGACCUGUUUUGGAUCCUCAUUUGGCCAAACACUUAGCACACUUCGGGAUCGACAUGCUUCAUGCGAACGGGACAGAGAAUGGGCUCCGGGACAAUGACAUCAAGCCAAGAGUCAGCGAGUGGGAAGUGAUCCAAGAGUCAGGGACUAAGCUGAAGCCGAUGUAUGGACCAGGGUACACGGGCCUGAAGAACCUGGGGAACAGUUGCUACCUCAGCUCUGUCAUGCAGGCCAUCUUCAGCAUCCCAGAGUUCCAGAGAGCGUACGUAGGAAACCUCCCAAGGAUAUUUGACUACUCGCCAUUAGAUCCAACGCAGGACUUCAACACCCAGAUGACUAAGUUGGGGCAUGGCCUCCUCUCUGGCCAGUACUCGAAGCCUCCCGUGAAAUCCGAGCUCAUUGAGCAGGUGAUGAAGGAGGAACACAAGCCUCAGCAGAACGGGAUCUCUCCACGCAUGUUCAAGGCCUUUGUCAGCAAGAGCCACCCAGAAUUCUCCUCUAACAGACAGCAAGAUGCCCAGGAGUUUUUCUUGCAUUUGGUCAAUCUAGUGGAGAGGAAUCGAAUUGGCUCAGAAAACCCAAGUGAUGUCUUCCGGUUUCUGGUGGAGGAACGCAUUCAGUGUUGUCAGACCCGAAAGGUCCGCUACACAGAGCGGGUGGACUAUCUGAUGCAGCUACCUGUGGCCAUGGAGGCAGCAACCAACAAAGAUGAGCUGAUCGCCUAUGAACUGAUGAGAAGGGAAGCAGAAGCAAACCGAAGACCCCUUCCUGAGCUGGUGCGAGCCAAGAUACCAUUCAGUGCCUGCCUUCAGGCCUUUGCUGAACCAGACAAUGUGGACGACUUCUGGAGCAGUGCCCUGCAGGCCAAGUCUGCAGGGGUGAAAACAUCUCGCUUUGCCUCAUUCCCCGAAUACUUGGUAGUGCAGAUAAAGAAGUUCACUUUUGGUCUUGACUGGGUUCCCAGAAAAUUUGAUGUUUCUAUUGAUAUGCCAGACCUACUAGAUAUCAGCCAUCUCAGAGCCAGGGGCUUACAGCCAGGAGAAGAGGAACUUCCAGACAUCAGUCCCCCUAUAGUCAUUCCUGAUGACUCCAAAGAUCGCCUGAUGAACCAGUUGAUAGACCCCUCAGACAUCGAUGAAUCCUCUGUGAUGCAGCUGGCAGAGAUGGGCUUCCCUUUGGAAGCCUGCCGGAAGGCUGUGUACUUCACUGGAAACACUGGAGCUGAGGUGGCCUUCAACUGGAUUAUCGUGCACAUGGAGGAACCUGAUUUUGCUGAACCACUGGCGAUACCUGGGUAUGGAGGGGCUGGAGCCUCUGUCUUUGGUGCUACUGGACUGGACAACCAACCUCCUGAGGAAAGCGUAGCUAUCAUCACCUCCAUGGGAUUUCAGCGCAAUCAGGCAGUGCAAGCCCUCCGAGCAACGAAUCAUAACCUGGAAAGGGCACUGGACUGGAUCUUCAGCCACCCGGAGUUUGAAGAGGACAGCAACUUUGUGAUUGAGAUGGAGAACAAUGCCAAUGCAAACAUCAUGUCUGAGGCCAAGCCUGAAGGGCCCCGAGUCAAGGAUGGAUCUGGAAUGUACGAGUUAUUUGCAUUCAUCAGUCACAUGGGGACAUCUACAAUGAGUGGCCAUUAUGUCUGCCAUAUCAAAAAGGAGGGACGAUGGGUGAUCUACAAUGACCACAGAGUUUGUGCCUCAGAAAGGCCCCCUAAAGACCUGGGAUAUAUGUACUUUUACCGUAGGAUACCAAGCUAAGCCUCACAAGAGUUGGCGAGAAGAAGCCAUACAUCUUUUUAAUUUGCCAAAAAAGAAAAAAAAAAAAAGAAAACAGAAAAGUAAAGGAAAAAAGUUGGGACAGCUGGACAUAGAGGACUACAUGGCUAGUUAUUGCCUCUUCCAAGAGCCUGGUCACUCAACUCGACGCCUCCUGGAGAAGAACGGGAAGACAUUUAUUUCUAUUGGUGGCAAUACUCUGCUGUAGGGAAUUUUGUAACUGUUCAGGGAGCGGAUGAUGUAAGCAAAGACAUGGCCACCAGCACAUCAGAUACAGAGUGUCCUUCUCUCUCUUUUCCACUUUGGGGGUCAGUGGUGAGGCCUCUCCUACAGAGGAAAAAUGCCCCUAAAUGGGAAAUCAAAACCUGGGCUGGUUUUUAUUUGUAGCAUCAUGUUUUCAUUUCCCACAAUAAUUUCUGACCUAGCUAUGUGUACUAGGACAUCUACAAUGGAAGCUGUUUUUAAUUUAAAUCAUAUCAGACUUAAUAAUCCACUGUAUGAAUGUGUGUGAGAGUGUAUGUGUGGCCUUUGUAGUCCGCUGGAAAUCUGAUGGGUUGGUGUUCAAAGGCCCAAUAGUUGCUGUUAAGCAUAUUUGGAAAAGGCAGGCAAACAUUUUAACAAACCUAUAACUCAGGAACAAUUGUUAAAAAUUAGUUCCCCACCUGGAUUUUAAGGGAGUACAAAGGGCUGUGCUGUGGCCUCUAAGUGCUUUCUGGUAUUCAUGUGGGUUUGUGCCAGUUGAUAUCAAUGCCAGGUGCCCAAGUCUUGUCCUAUUGUGCUUUGCCAAAGGCAGAUGGCUUCUCUUCCUCAGCAGCGUAUUCCCUCAAAGCUUUGUGUUUAUUUGUAGCUAGGUCAGUGGUCUCCUAAGCCUUGUGCUUAGUCCCUGGAAUCAUGUUAAAUGCCGUUGGUUUGUCUGAUUUUCUGAACUUUCUCAUGUUUUCGCUUCUCUGCUUCUCUGGGCCCAGCCUCACCUCUGCCCUUGCUGCCUAUCUGCUGUGACCCCAAGUGUGACCUUGGGCACUUUAGGAUGUGAGCUGCAGAGGCGCUUCUGUAACAUCUGGACAGCUGUCCUUUCUAGCUGUUCAUCUCAGUGUCUUAGCUGCAGCCUGAGAUCAGAGCAGAGUUCUGGGUGUGUGAUGGAGAGGAAUGAGCUCGCUGUCAUGUCCUUACUGCUUUUCACCAAAUUCCUGUCCCUGAAGUUUCUAGUUCAGACUAGUUGAUCAAGUGAAAAAGGAUUUAUUGCUGUCUGCUUACUUGUUUGAUUGGAAAGAUCUUUCUAGAAACUGCAGGAAAAUAAAGAAGUAAAACUAACUGGGCUGAGUAAAGCAGAGGCAUAGGACUCGGAUGUGGUGAGUUUGAACAGUCAGGGUUCUGUUAAGCCAGGGUCCUUGUCUGAAGGAAGGUCAUGUGUCCUGCAAGCCCGGGCUGUGGAACUGGGGCCAGAGGCCUGGAAACCUGGGUGCUGCCUCAACUGGCUGUGGGCCUUGGCCAACCCUUCCUUUUACCUGUGCCUCACUCCUCAUCUGCAUGGUGGUGAGGUGGCGCGUCUCCUGUUUCUAGCAGGCUUUGACCAGCGAGGAACCUUCACAGAGCGCAGAAGGUGGAGCAUGGUAGGUGCCAGGAGAGUACGAUCCCUGCCUCCUCGACUAGCUGAUGCUUUUACCCUCUGGUAACAAAGGACAUGGCGGGAGGGAGUGCAUGAUGCAGUCGUUCUCUACCACACUGUCCCACUGAUCCCUCGAGGCUUGGCUCUGAGAUCCCGAGUCUGCUAUGUGUGUCCCUGACCAGCCUGCCCCCUCACCCCACCCCCGUGGGAAUUCCCACACGAAGCAGCCUUACAAAACCCACUCCCUAUAGGGCCACAUGUCAUGGAAUAAUGACUCUGAACACACCUUACUGGUGGCUGGUUUGCAGUGUUACAAAGCAAAGGCCUUUUGUGGGGGUAGGGGGCUCUUUGGAGGUUUGAAUUCAAAUGUGGUCAAAGAUAGCAUGUAUAUUUUGAACAAAAUAAAAAUUUUAUAAAAACUUUGCAAUAUCAAUGGUGUAAAAAUCUGCAUUAAAGAUUUCAGGUUAUAAACCCCUUAAUUUCAUUAGGUAGACUAAGCAAAUUAGCCCUUCCGAUACCGAGACAUACUUGAAGAAAGUGUAUUAUGGCCGCCUCCGCCCCUGCCUCACGAACACAAGGGCUAUUUCCUGGCAAGGUUUUGUAUAUGCGCUAUUCAUUCAUAGUAGGAGCUGGCCGCACCGGAAUGAGCAGUGGCUUUCUUGUUAGAAAUGUGCUUGCCUGUGUCUCCUGGUGUAUGCACAUCAGGCUUCUCUAGAGCAGCGGUGGGAUAGACCACUUACACGUGUGUGUAGACAGGACACGUGUUUGGCUGCACCUGGAACGGUGUGUGGGUUUUGUCUGCUGACCCACCUGCCAGGAGUCUUCUGUGUGAGAUGUGGUGGUGUGUUUGUGUGGCACGUUCUCCACGUGUCGCCAUCUGUGUGAAGGGCAGAGCUUUCUUCCUGUAAAUAGCUUUUGAUAUUCACUUGUGUAGACUCCCAAUGUAUCUUUGGAAAAUGGAUCAAAGUUUCUGUUUUGUCAUUUGGUCUAAAUACCCAAAUAACUAGUCAGAAAUCCACUUUGGUACAGCUGAGAUUUUCUUUUUCUUCUAAACGAAAAGAAUCUGGGAAGAACCAUAUUUUAAUGACGUUUUAUAUCAAUGUUGCUUUAGUCCUUUGGAAUUGCCUAGCCGUUUCCCCAAACCUACAAGAGAACGUGCCUGCGGUCUCUCCUGAAUCCCUCUGGGCUUAGACACAAGCUCACGUCCUGGCUUUGCCUCUCGGGGUGGUCUGCCUGUGUCAUUUUUCCUCUUGGGGCCUUUGUCUGUGGACCAGGAGGUUAGACCAGAUCAUCUGGGAAGUCCCUUUCUGUCCUACAACCACAUUUCGUUUUUACUUUUCAGCGAUUACAACCAGAAUCAGGCCUGAACUGUGGCCAUCAGAAGUUGGGGUGUCUGAGUCUGUCAUUGUUAGGCUAUACCCUGUUUCUGUUCCUGGUCUGUUUUCUUUGGUAAUCCCAUUUCCCCCACUUUGGCGCUCACAGCUCUUAAGUCUGUGAGGCCUUUGUGACUGUCCCUCUCCCAAGCAAAAGCAAGCAGUAGUCCAUUUGUGACACCCUCUUGGAAAAGUCUCAGAUCGACCUUCAGCUCAGUCUAACAUGAACAAUGCUUUAAAAUCCCGAUUCCCCUGAGGAGAGCCCCGAUCCCCUGAUAAGUGCGGACAAAGCUGUCUGUCCUAGAAAGUCUGUCUUUAGAGCCUGUGAGGAGUUGCCAGGAGACCUGGGCAAAACAGACAAUCGGGUUAGAUACAUGUGCUUCUUCCUGUUAGGUAAACACUCCAGAUGACAGACAAGGCCCGUGUUGUUAAGUUGUUGAAUAGGACCUCCUUGCUGAUGCCACCAGGGUUUCCUCUUGUCCGACUUAGUGUUUCAUUGGUGUAAUAAAGACCACAACCAAAGCACUUUGGGGAGGAAAGGGUUCGUUUCCUCUUAUAACUUACAGUCCACCAUGAAGAAAGGGCAGGGCAGGAACUCAAGGCAAGAACCUAAAGGCAAGUGCCGAGACAGAGGCCAUGGAGGGGUGCUGCUCACUGGCUUGCUCCCCAUGGCUUGCUCAGCCUGCUUUCUUAUACAACCCAAGACAACCUGCCUCAGGGUGGCCCCACCCACAGUAGGCUGGGCCCUCCCACAAUCAUUAAUCAGGGAGAUGUCCCAUAUGCUUGCCCACAGGUUAAUCUUAAUGGAAACAUUUUCUCAAUCCAGGCUCCCUCUUCCCAGAUGACCUUAGCUUGGGUCAAAUUAACAAAAACAAACAAGACAAUCAGCACACCUACUCAAUAAAUCAUCAGAGUUUGUGGAAGAUUCUGUAGCCCUCUAGUGUGGUGGGAUUUGGCCAGUCCAUACUAAGAUUGUCCUGCACACUUAAAAUGUACACAGAAACUUGAAGGCUUCAACAAACAGUAUGACUAUCUUAUCAUGUGGUUUGCAAAUGAUGUGGGAUACAUUGAUUUAAUGUAAUGGUAACUUAAUAUUUAAAUUAGUUUCACUAGAUUGCCAUCUGUUCUUAGUGUGGCUACUGAAACAUUUGGUUCUGUGGCUAAUGUCCUUCCAUUAGUGCGCCACAGUGUGAGGUAGGCAGGAAAUCCCAUGUGUAAGAAGAAAAUUCUAGAGAGGCUCCAAAUCGAAGCAACACAUCGGGAACACCUGAGGUACUGAACAAGCAACAGAAACUACAAGAUUUUUCUGCAUAGGAAAAUACAUCUCCCCAGUUUAGAGACAAAAGUAGUGCAUCCCCAAUGGCCGUCCUUCAUACUCGCUUUGGCGAUGCCCUGUGGACCAGCACCUGUUUUCCCAGCAUCCUCAGGGUGCUGUGGGUGUUAGCUGUGGCAGGGGUUUGAGCACACUGCUUCCUCCUCAGGCUGCAUUCUCUUGUGGUUCCCCUCCCUGGGUGUCGUCUAGUCUGUUCACAGCUGGGCAUGUGGAAAGGCUUCGUGGCUCUCAGCGCUCCUCGGCUUGGAGGUUGAGCCUGACCUGUGUCCAUUUGCCCAACAGUGGUGUUGUUGGUUGCUGGAAGACCUGGUAUUUAUUUAUUUUGCACUAGUCACGGUUGGUGUGGAAAUUACUUCAAGUGUUUGGGAGAGUACUCGCCUAUGAUGGAAAGAGAUGGAUAAUUUAUUGCUUUGAUAGUUUUAAAUUAAAAGCUAUUCUCACAAACUCAGGUCCCUUUAUGACUCUUGUUUAUUUUUGCUUGAAAAAUGCCAAAUAAAUUGAUGAUGUCUGUGGUGAAUGGGGAACUCAAGACCAUGACUGAUUUCCUUUAACCAUGGCUUGCUGAUGUGACCAGGCAGCCUUGGUCCCCAUCCCCAGCAGAUGUCAGCACCUUGAAAGAAGGUUGGGAUGGUGGGGAUCCAGGAGGCUGACAUCUGGACUUUCCCUGUUGGUUAUCCAGACACACAGAAACCUCUGUGGCUUUGGCUCUCCAGUGGUAGUAGCAGAGUGAAUGUGUUACAUGGGGGAUUUAGCCUAUCUGACAAUACAUUUCUAUUGUGUAUAAGUUCCUUAUUGCUACUAUAGCACUUUGCCACAAAGUUGCUUUAAAAUAACACAUCCACUCUCUCAUCCUAUGCUAAAACCCUGGGGCAGGAAGAAUUCAUUCCUGUGGUUUCCUCUGGCAGAGUCCUGACAGCUUUGAUAUCAGCCAUGCUCACAUCUCCAUUGAGUGGAUCGCUUGCCUCGCUCCUAUAAGAACUCCAGGGUUGCAUUCACUCACUCUGCUGAUUUAGACCACUCCCACCUCAAAGUCCUUAACCUCAGUAUAUUCCUGUGACCAGGGAGCUGGAAACGGGAGGAUCAGGAGUUCAGAGUCCUCAGCGAUAUAGGCAGUUAGAGUCCAGCCUGGAUUACAAGAGACCCUGUGCAAACCAACAAAAACCUUUACUUUGAUCACAUCUACAAAUUCCUUUGGCCAUACCAGACAGCACAAUCAUAACGCACAGGUAUUAGAGUGUAGACAUUAGUAAUGUCUUUGGGGUUGGGGACACUGUUUUGCUUAGCACACAGGGUAUGGUACUGUUUGCAAAUAUAUCUCUGUGGCUCAAAGGUUUUAAAAGAACGAACCUAUGCAUUUUAAAAGUCUUAGUCAUUGCCUGACAUCAGUGGAAGGCCAUGGUUUUGGUGAGAGGAUGAGAAGAAAGAGUGGUUGGCACGGUGAGAUAUUAUUUAUGGUUCAGAGAAAAAUGCUUGCAAGCUGGCUGCUACUGCCUCACAGCAGAGUCUUCCCUUCUCAUCAUUCAACUAUAUGCUAUUGAUUCUUUAGCUCAACUUUUCCAAGGUAGUCAGUGACAGAAUUCAGUCGCCGUAGGAAAAUAUAAUAGGAAAAGGUGAAAUUUGUCUUUGCAGGUGGCCAAUCCUUUUAAAGGUGGGAUGGUAGGGAGGUAGCAUGUCAGGGAUGGGGCAUACAUCAUAUCCCUUUCACUGGACUUGCAUAAGUGUGACUUGAUCUCUCCUUGUAUGAUUCCUCAGAUGAGGUAUGAAAAACAUGAUAGUUUGGUGGACAUGGGACUCAUUAAACCAAAUGGUUCUUGCAGCCUAUGGGGGGUUUUGAGCCCUUGUUUUAGUCCAAGGUAUUUUUAAAAAUAAAUGUUGCACCACAAUUAAUGACUACUUUCCAAACAAACUUUCCUGGAGAUUUUCAUUCAGCCAACUGGCUUGUUAAUCUGUGCAUCCUACAAUAAACAAACAUCUACCAUG